CGGGAAACUGGAGGAGCCGGGGCGUGUUUCCGGUGCUGGCGGCCGCAGACGGUGUUGAAGCCCAGGAAGCAGAAGCGUUCGUAAGAAGAGGUCGGGCUCCUGAAAGGAAAGGGAAACGAGUGGAGUCUGGGAAGGAGGAGGACCAUGGCCAGCAGCGAGCGCACCUUCAUUGCCAUCAAGCCCGAUGGAGUCCAGCGAGGCCUCAUGGGAGAAAUAAUCAAGCGUUUUGAGCAAAAGGGAUUCCGUCUUGUUGCCAUGAAAUUCAUGCGGGCUUCUGAAGACCUUCUCAAGGAGCACUAUAUUGACCUGAAGGACCGUCCAUUCUUUGCUGGCCUGGUGAAAUACAUGCACUCAGGGCCAGUGGUUGCCAUGGUCUGGGAGGGACUGAAUGUUGUGAAGACAGGUCGAGUGAUGCUUGGGGAGACUAACCCUGCGGACUCCAAGCCUGGGACCAUCCGUGGGGACUUUUGCAUCCAAGUUGGCAGGAACAUUAUCCAUGGCAGUGAUUCCGUGGAGAGUGCAGAGAAGGAGAUUGCCUUGUGGUUUCGCCCUGAGGAACUGGUCAAUUACAAGAGCUGUGCUCAGAACUGGAUCUACGAGUGACUUGGAAGCAGACCACAGUGCUCGUCCCAUGCUAGUUUUCUUCCCUCCCGCAGGCAAGGACCAGGCCAUUGCAAACCUGGUUAUUUCUGAGAACUUGCUUUUCAUUUGGAGGGAAACUCUGGGAGCUGUGGGUGCUCCACGUACAGUGUUAAAUGCUAUCAUCAGAUUAAAAUGUUCAUCUCAAGGAAA
This is a messenger RNA of Bubalus bubalis (water buffalo), 792 nucleotides long. RefSeq names its product nucleoside diphosphate kinase A 2. Gene Ontology annotation, molecular function: nucleoside diphosphate kinase activity. The transcript is spliced from 5 exons. The record is from RefSeq and is a predicted model, not a curated record. Bases 145 to 603 code for a protein of 152 amino acids. Gene Ontology annotation, biological process: GTP biosynthetic process; CTP biosynthetic process; UTP biosynthetic process. Lineage: Eukaryota; Metazoa; Chordata; Mammalia; Artiodactyla; Bovidae.